AUGUGGCUACUCGAUGCCAGAACGAUGAGACUGGCAAAGAUAGUUGACGAGGAGAAGAUUCAUGGAAAAUAUGCUAUUCUCAGUCACACAUGGGAGAACGAUGAUGACGAGGUUAACUUCGACGACAUCCAUCAAUCGUACGCACCUUCCAUGAAAGGAUACAAGAAGAUUGAAUACACCUGCGUACAGGCAGUAAGAGACGGCAUCCAGUAUGUUUGGGUCGACACUUGCUGUAUCGACAAGAAAAGCAGCGCGGAGCUUUCUGAAGCCAUUAAUUCAAUGUAUAGAUGGUACUACUUUGCUGCGACCUGUUAUGCUUACCUAUCCGACGUGAGCUAUACUGCUGGGAAGUCGAUGGAGGGAGACGGUAACAUGAGCAAGAAUCAAAGCACUUGCGUUUCUACUAUAGGCCAACUUCUGCAGUCGAGCCGCUGGUUUUCUCGAGGCUGGACUCUCCAAGAGCUCAUCGCACCAAAGUCUGUUGAGUUCUACGAUUCAAAUUGGAUUUCCAUGAGUACCAAAGUCAAGCUUGUCAACCACUUGUCAGUCAUCACCAAGAUUCCAACCUAUGUGCUGGAAGACCGAGAUAGGCUUUCUCAGACCUCGAUAGCACAGCGAAUGUCCUGGGCCGCUGGACGGUCCACGUCACGGGUAGAAGACCAGGCGUAUGCUCUCCUAGGCUUGUUCGGCAUAAGCGUACCGCUCGUGUACGGUGGUGAAGGGUCAAAGGCGUUCAUGCGACUUCAGGAAAUGAUAAUCCAGACAGCACCGCGAGAGGACCAUUCUCUGUUGGUCUGGCCCAGCGAACAGGGCCGCCUGCUUGCUCCGUCACCGAAAGCUUUCGCCUACGGUGACCAUAUCGUGAGCCGUGCACAUUGUCUCGAUGAGACGUUCGAACUAUCCAACAAGGGACUACGAGUGACCUUGCUCGCGCGGCCUGAUAUGGAUAUUGAUUGUGAAAACGCCGGAGAGAGCUCUAGGGAUAACGAACGAUAUGCCGAGAAGAUCACCGUCGCGCUGAAUUGUCAGUACGAGGAUGACGACCACGGACAACUGAUAGCGCUGCGUCUCCGUCGACGACCUCGGGUACACACGCUAGGAUUGCACAAAAAGAAAUACAAUGUGCUUGGAGAUGUGACUUACGACCGACUUACAGAGAUGACGACUGUCAGUCCAGAGGAGCUUCGACAAUUCACGGCAAUGACACUCACCAUCGCUCGUAAACCUUACUCAUGGCCAGAUAUUGAUAGAAGAAUUUCCAUCUCGGACGACAGUGUCAUUGCAUAUGCCUCUCAGUAUGUACCUUAUGGCAAGUCCGAGACUGCUUUGAAUAGUAUCGGGGGCCUGUUCAACCUUCAAAUCCUGGAUUCCAGUGUUGCUUUCAGCAAGUUGAUUGUCAGAAGUCUGCGAGGAGACUGGGCAAACGUGGUCCUCGCAGUGGGCAUGGACCACAACGAAACCCCACCUAAGCUCCUUGUACACGCCUUCGACUAUGGCCACAACGAGGGUAUGAGCAGCCGCGGUAUUUUCCGGCUUUGUCGUGUUAUCCGAGAAGGCGAACAGCGGCUGCUCGGAGGCGAUUCAGCGCAUGCUUUACGGGUUGCCGCAAGAUAUGUUCUGAUUGGAGGCGAGCUGAUGUGGGAUCUCGAGAUUGGUCGACCAGAAGUACCACCGGGCAUGGGACUUGCACGCAGCCUGAAGGAAGCACAACCCGGACUCGAAUGUCUCGGGACCGAUAUUGCUAGUACAAGUUCCCUGAUGCCUUGCAUGCCCCCCGGAUCGACAAAGGAUGGUGACCGAGGAGAACGCAGAUCUGCGACUCAAGCGAUACAACCACCACGAUCAGAACCUCGCAGACUUCCAUUACUCAACACCAAUCUUCAUCCAUAUCCCAGCGGUCCUAGUCUUGAAAUGGCGUCUCCGGUGCCAGCUUCAAGCAUUGAUGCUGAGCAGUACUGGAAGCAGCAGCAGUUCCUAGCGGAAUUGUACCUGGCACAUGUCCAGAAACAGGAGCAGGCGUCACAACGACAUCCUCUUCAAUAUGACAGGCGAUCCAAGUCGGUUUUACGCCCCUCAUCCACUUUGAAGAAGACCCGUCUUGUCAGAUUCAUGUACGACAAGAUGCACAGGCUUUUCCACGCGGAUACGUCGAGCGAGGGUCUCUCCAUCCAGAGUCCUGCCCUUGAAGAUUUCCUCCAAAGUAGCAAACAUCCCGUAGCCGAGCUUGGGUCCUCUCGGACAGUAACAGAGCUUCCUGUGGAUGCUGUAGGCCAUGAGUUGCAUGCGAAUUGUCAACCCGCCGAGCUCCCGGCGUUGAUCUUCACUCGUGCCCCAGACUCGUGCGACAUCUAUGAGCUGGAUUCCACGCCAAACGACUCGCUAUCCACUACUCAGGCAGGUGCCACUAAUCUUCCCGGGUCUAGUCUGACGGAGGCUCCUUGGUCAGCCGAUGAUGUGUCUAACCCCAUCAGGAGGCGAUUCUCGUGGGAACAGCAAGUCCUGCAGGCUCCAUCUGCAGCGGACGAAUUCACAGCCGAAGGAACAUGGGAACUGGACGCUGAGCCCAGGGAAAAUCAUGAGGCAAUGACUGCCACAGGAUUAGGGACAUUGAUGCGCCCGCGAGCUCCUUCUAGAUUCUCAGACCACCCUUACGCGUUGACGCCGCAAUUGGUCUCGGCAAGGUGA
Molecule: messenger RNA, 2685 nt
Organism: Ramularia collo-cygni
Lineage: Eukaryota; Fungi; Ascomycota; Dothideomycetes; Mycosphaerellales; Mycosphaerellaceae
Exons: 4
Coding region: 1-2685 (894 amino acids)
Source: RefSeq, a predicted model, not a curated record